GAUUUUCAAUUCCGUGCUCUUCGUCGGGUUCGAUUAUUCUCGAAAUGUGCCGUCAAGUGGAGCAGUCAAUGUGUGCCUUCAUCGCUUAUUACAACAUCGCCACAUUUUGGUAUCACGGUUGUUGGUUCAUCAGAAGGUGCGCUGAUAUCAUUCAGGACGGCUGAUGUGCACUGCUUAGAGGCAAAAGACAGUAAUCGAGAUAUUGAGGUCAACAACCUUUGUUUGAAGAAGAAUGUUCUGCCGGGAAAUGAGAACGAUGAACUGAUUGCAUUGGGAUGCAGUUGUAGCGGUCGAGUGCUAUCGGCGCUGGUGAACACCUCGAAUGGUCCAUUCGUUUACUUGAUGGAUAUUUGUGCCCUCUCACCGGAUUAUUCAUCGAAGGCGGGUGUGGUGCAAUCCAUACGAGUUUCGAGUAGAAAUGAAGCGUGCGGAAUAGCACUCGAAUGGAAUCCGCAACUGGAGGGCGUAUUUGCUGUGAUUGCGAACGAUGGCACUCUUUCGACGUAUCUUUUCGAUAUUCAGAAUGCAGCACGAGUGAGCAUAGUGGGCACGACGACUUUGAAUGUUGCGGCCAGUUGUUUGAGUUGGAGUCCGAAAGGGAAGCAGUUGGUUAUCGGUGAUAAUGACGGCAAAAUACUACAGUAUAAGCCAGAAAUGGCUUUGGUACGAACUGUCGCAGCUCCUGUCGAUAUUCCAUCGAUGCAAGGUGAGGCUGUUCGUAGUGUCGGAUUGUGUUGGUUAGCCACAACCGACUUUAUGGUAGCGUACUCGUCACAGAACGGUGAUAAGGUCGAUAUCGCAUCGUUAACCGUCAAAAAAGAUACACCUCCGAAAUGGACACAUUUCGAUGACGUGACCUACAAUGGGAGUCGAAGCAGUUUCGCGCAGAGGAUCAUCUUCGUGCCACUGCAUUCUUGGCACAUUCUCUUGUGUGCUUCAUCGAAAUCCACUGAGGUGGCGUUGUUGGGUAAGGUUGAGAACACAUGGAAAUGUUGGCAACUAGACGAUACGUCUCGAAUCGAAACACCUCUCAGUCGCAAGGGAGAAGAGACGUUCCCUGUUGGUCUGUGCAUCGAUACAUCAUCACAAGUGAAUGUCACGUUGAAUGAUGACGGCACUAUGGAAAGACCUCCUUGUCCAACUGUAAUGGUCUUUUCAACCGAUGGUGUUCUGCAUUCAUUCAGUGCGAUUUCGUUUAAACCAGAGCAUAAAAACAUUAACAGUUUAUGGAUCACCACUAGAAGUGUUACGGGAUGGGACAUCUCAUCAGCGACAAUGUAA
Anisakis simplex (herring worm) is the source of this 1281-nucleotide messenger RNA. The record is from the annotation of a GenBank genome assembly. Lineage: Eukaryota; Metazoa; Nematoda; Chromadorea; Rhabditida; Anisakidae.